Messenger RNA from Rhincodon typus (whale shark), 5458 nucleotides. It is a transcript of the gene kazna, whose product is annotated as kazrin, periplakin interacting protein a. The record is from RefSeq and is a predicted model, not a curated record. Bases 220 to 1788 code for a protein of 522 amino acids. The transcript is spliced from 11 exons. Lineage: Eukaryota; Metazoa; Chordata; Chondrichthyes; Orectolobiformes; Rhincodontidae.
CCUGCUUGAUUGCCUGCAAGGAGAGAGAGAGAGAGCACUGUAUAGAGACGGGCUCUGUGGUGUUGAGGGAUCAGUCAGUGUUUGUCUACAGCAACUCCACUAACCAAGAGCUUUUCAUCCUUCUCCCGGCCUGUAACUGAAGCCAGAAAACUUUUCAGAGUCUGUGUGGUGAGGUGACAAAGGGGAGCCUUGGGAACAACUCCAAGCAGCACACAAUACAUGACUAAAGACCAAGCAGCCAUGGAUAUGUCGACAGCUGUGAGCCCAGCAGAAAACAGCACCACCUUCACACAGGUCUUUGGGCACCAAUGUGAGGUCAUGCAGGCAGCUGUACAGUCUCUGGAUACUUUAAAUGAACAGAUCACAUAUUUCAUCGCAAACAAGCCAGUGAAAGCAGACAGGCAGAAUGAUGACUUACUGCCUGAGGAGCAGGACACUCUGAAGAAAUCAUUGAGCUUAAUGAGACACUUACUUAUGGAUGUGCAGACUAAGAUCCUGAGCACCAUGGAAGACAACAAGCAGCUAGCCGGCAGGAUCGAUGGGGCUGUGCAAGCGGCCAACCGCGAAGUGAGCAGCCUGAGAGCCGAGCUGACCGCCACCGGCAGGAGACUGGCUGAGCUCAGCUCCGGAGGGGAGUGCGGCACCAGCGGGCAACCAGCACAGCACCGGGAAGAUGAUUGUGAUGUUCAACCUGAAGAGCUACAGCAUCAUGUGACAGUGCUUCUCCGUGAGGAGGUCUCCCAGCUCCAGGAGGAGGUGCAGUGGCUGCGACAGAUGAAGGAAAUGCUGACCAAGGAGCUGGAGGAUUCGAAUGUAGGCAAGUCGGCCGAAAUCCUGUCGGUGACUGAGCUGAAGGUGCAGCUUGCUCAGAAGGAGACGGAGCUGGCCCGAGCCAAAGAGGCCCUACAGGCCAUGAAGACAGACCGUAAACGUUUAAAAGCAGAGAAGGCUGACCUGGUAAACCAAAUGCAGCAGCUGUACGCCACGUUAGAGAGCCGGGAGGAGCAACUGCGAGAUUUCAUUAGAAAUUAUGAGCAGCACAGAAAGGAGAGCGAAGAUGCAGUGAAGGUUUUGGCGAAAGAGAGAGACUCACUCGAGCGAGAGAAGUGGGAGCUGCGCAGACAAGCCAAGGAGGCGACAGAUCAUGUGACUGCACUCCAGUCGCAGCUGGACCUGAAAGAAAACAGGAUUAAGGAACUGGAGGCAGAGUUGGCCAUGAUAAUGAACCGUAUGGGCCAGAAAAUGGAAUAUCGUAUUUUCGAUCGUUCAGCUGAGAAGGAACCCUUCCCUCGGGUGCUGGCGGCCAAGCAGUCGUUAGCCACACUGACCAAGGACGUGCCCAAGCGGCACUCACUGGCGAUGCCGAGCGAGAGUAUGCUGAAUGGGAAUCAGGAGUGGGUAACGCAGUCAGACCUCCCGCUCACUGCUGCAAUCCGACAGAGCCAGCAGACGUUGUAUCACACACACCACCACCCAGUAGACCGGCAAGGAGUGCGAGUCAGUCCAUGUCACUCAAGACAACCAUCCAUCAUCUCAGACACUUCAAUGCUUGAGGGUGAAAGGUCGUCCACACCGAGUGACAUCAACUCACCGCGACAUCGGACACACUCGCUCUGUAAUUCUCUUGAAGACCUCGAAGAACAAAAGAGGAAGAAGAAGAAAGAGAAGCUGGUGUUUGGCUCCAUUUCCCGGGUGUUUGCCAGGGGCAAGCAACGGAAAUCCCUGGAUCCCGGCCUGUUUGAUGGUACUUCUACCGAUUAUUACGUAGAGGAAGAUGCAGAUUGGUGAUAAACACCCAUCCACUCACAACCUCUGUGUGUAUGUGUAUGUGUGUGUGUGUGUGUGUGUGUGUACGCGUGUGUGUGCAUGUAUGUGUGGCAUGUGUGAGUACAUGCUUGUUGGGGGGGUGUGUGUGUGUCAGUCUGUCUGUUUUUAAACUUAAGAAAUGUGAGCCCUGGGGCUGGUCCAGCACACUCUGUAAUUAAUGUGUAUAUAUAUAUAAUAUAUAUACAUAGAUAAAUAUAAAAAUAAGUCCUGUGUGGAUAAUGUCACCUGUGAAUCUGUGGAGGGACACAGCUGUGUUUUAAUCUCACUGAUACUGGAACCCCAAAGGACAGCUGUGUACUGUAUCUGUAAAUAACUGCAAUUGUGCACUUUGUGCUUCUUUGUAAGGUAUUUUCUCCUGUUUGUUGUUCCCAUGUCCCAGUUGUGUGUUGUGUUCCAUUGGUUUGACAAUGCAAUAGAACAUCCUCAUUCCAACUGGGCAUGCUCAAGAACUCCCAUCUCAUUUAACCCCCUACUCCUCCCAUUCACCCAGGGGUUCAGCUUCCGAAUCAUGUAAUGAGCUAUUCGUGUGUUGAUGGUACGUCAAUGCAUCCCAUCCAUCGGCUGAGCAUGCCCUGUUUAGAUGAAUGAGAUGGUUCAGUUAAGGAGACCUUAUCCUUGCUUUAUGGUCUACAUUGGCAAAUUUGCAGUGGUACCAGUUGGCACAGACAGAGCAACUGUAAAAUUUCAGGGACAGUGGAAUGAUGGUGCAUUCCAGAGACCUAGACACAGUGAGGGAGCGCUGACCCCUCACCGCAGUGUAAAACCAUUGUAUACAGACAUCUGAGAUCUCGCUGCAAGGUAUUUCCCAGCAGCUCUACAAUUCACCCAAGCAUCUACCACACUGCAGUUCCUUGAAAAAUUCAGGAAAAUGCCCUUUCAGAAGUUUUUUUUUCAGGAGAGGACUGAAGAGAACAGUUACAAUCUGAAGCUAAGGCACUAACAGUCAUUAGACCACUUGUGGAUUGUAACUACAGAACUUGAAUAUUGCUGAGGAAAGGCACGUUUUCCUCAAGCUUUUCACCUCACACUCAUCAUGACUUUCCACAAGAAUACAAAUUCAAGAGGAGGACCAACAUCCCAUAUGUGGAAGGAGAGUGCAGAUUGCUUGACAGGUAAAUUGAUGCUAAAGGUUAUGCCUAUUAAUGCGAGGCUUUGCAGACUUGAGUGUUAAUAUAUGUAGCUUCCAAUACAUGCAAGUGCCCCAUACUUGGAGUUCACUGGGUCCUUUCUCAGGGAAAUGCCCUGACAAAUCAAAGUCAACCGGGCCUGGUUUAAAAUUUAAACAAAGGUGGCUGUGAACUGUCAAUCGGCAUUAAUUGUUGCAUUCUCCAUGGUAUUGCCUCUACUGAUCAAGAGUCAGAAAUCACACAAUGCCAGGUUAUAGUCUGACAGGUUUAUUUGAAAUCGCAAGCUUUCAGAGGUAUUCUUGUGAAAUGUCCUGAUGAGUGCAAAAUGAGAACCUUCAACAAAAUGUAUCUUACUUCAGCAGUGCUCAAGUUCUGUAAUAACAAACGAGUAUUUAAUUAAAGGAUUCCUGCGAGAUUACUUUUUUUUUCCGUUUGCCAUUUCUACCAGUCGCCAGUUUAAAGCUAUGAGCAUUGAAUCCUUUCCUGCAUAAAAUCUUCUGUCCACUGACAAAGCAAGGGCAUGGUUAUUGAGAAUCCUAUGUAACCUUGAUUUUUUGUAAAACUGACAUUGGAAGAUAGCUUGUGGUGAUAUGUGGUCCAUGUACUGUUUUUGUGUUGAAAUGCAAUGCUUAAUUUGGCUUAAAGUAAUGACCUAUUGUCAACACAUCUUCCAAACUCAAUCAUUUUAAACAGACUUCCUCAGAUACCGUACGCCAAUCCUGCAGUGCACAUUGCAGAGCUAAGGUGCUGUCCUCUGUGUGAGUAAGGAACAGGGACUCCAUUGGUGACCCUCACACUGAUGAUUCGAGAAUGAGGAAUUAUUUGAGAGGACAGUCAUAAGGUCAAAAUGCUCAUUCUCUUAAGAUUACUCCCUUCUCAUUAGUUUGAUACUAUUGUGAGAUAUUUUUCUUUGAUCAAAAUUGAGGGCAUAGCUCACCACUGUACGGUCACCCACUGCAAUUAUGCAGCCUCACCAGUAACCCCAAGGUACUUAAUGCUGUGAAUGCAUGAGCAUGCAGAAAGACUGCUUCAUAAAUUCUUGGGACUUGGCCAUAUUUGAAACCUCGUAUGCUGAUCAUAGCUCUUAAUACAUAUUGGCACCAUCCAAAAUUAUGGGUUUUAUUUGUGAAAUUGCAGUAAUCCUGUGCAUGGAGAGGGACCUUUUCAACCUGCAAGCCUGUUAGAGAUGGUUCAGUUGCUUCCAAAGCACUGGAAACAUUGAGACUGUUCUCUGUCUUUGUCAUUGUUGCGUAUACUCAAUGCUCUAAUGGAGCUGAAAAGCAGCCAAGAAUUACACAACCUCAUUGAACAAUUUCAAAGCCUAAAUGAUUCAAGGUUUGAAAAAAAAACAAAAUUGAGAUGAAAAAUUCUGCGAAUAUUUAUGGAUUGUGUGUACGUUGGAUAUUACAGCCUGCAAACUCAUCUGAUUGAUGAGGGGAUAAGCUGUUCGAAAAAUCCUAUGCAUGUAGACCAAGCAAAAGGAUGCGGUCACUUUAAAGAUUGUCAAACUGCGAGUAAUGUCAAACUAACACACCGCCAUUGUAUGGGGAGCUGUUGAAAUACAACCACCCCAUCUCGCUUUGCAAAGGGAGCUGUCAGAAUUGGAGAGCUGGUGACAUCACUUGCUGUUGGAAGAGCAGCUGCAGGGCUGAACUCACGUGGGAUGUUGGACUUUAUUUUUCCUAAGUCUUGUGUCUUAUUUCCUAAGGAGGCGGUUUUUAAUUCCUGUCAAGAUGUUGAACUUGCAAGUCCUUUCGAGUCUCCCCUGCCGCAGAACGCAGCAGGCCUGUCCAGUUUGUGUGACAGCCUACACUGUGAGGUGGGGGGGAGCCCCCCAUUCAUUCACCAGACUGCCCCUUCAGCCUGGUUUCAAAUCCAGGCAACACGUCCCUACGACGUCCAGAAAUUCCGGGGGAGGGUAGGAACCUUUGCUGCAGGAGCUCUCGGUUCGGGGUGGAAGGUUUUCACACCUCGUGGGUGUAGGGAGGUGGUCAGGUCACCUGCUUUGUGAUUGAGGGCGCUGCUUUGAGACUGAAGAGGAUCAAAGUUGGCCAUCUUAACUCUGUCAAGGCGCAGUGUGUCAAUGCAUUGAGAUGAUGCCUGUUGAAAGCCAAAUUUCUCCAUUGUCUGUCAGACACAAUUGAAAGAGAAACCUCCAGGAGUAAGGUGGUCGCACAUUAACUAAAAUAAGCCAUCAGUUUCUCUAAGACCAGUGCCUGCUUGCGAGACAGCGUACAGGGAUUAGAAAUUCUUGUAAGUUCAACAUCUUUUUUUAAAAGCAUUCCCAUUCAUUCGGGGGUUCUCUUGUUUUUUUUUGUAAAUUAGGUAAAAUAAUGCUACCGAUACUGAAAGAAAAUGGAUUUAUUUAAGAAACUAAAUAGAAGAUUUAUGCUGGGCAAGUUUAGAGUCAAAUUGUUUUAUCCCUGCACUGUGAAUGCUACCCAAAGCUCAGCAGUGCGGCUUCCAUUGCAAACAAAUUAAAAUAAAACCUAUUUUAAAAUAAA